This is a messenger RNA of Lagenorhynchus albirostris (white-beaked dolphin), 1473 nucleotides long. Its product is annotated as calcium uptake protein 2, mitochondrial-like. Gene Ontology annotation, biological process: mitochondrial calcium ion homeostasis; calcium import into the mitochondrion. NCBI's taxonomy places the organism in Eukaryota, Metazoa, Chordata, Mammalia, Artiodactyla, Delphinidae. The record is from RefSeq and is a predicted model, not a curated record. Gene Ontology annotation, molecular function: calcium ion binding. Bases 35 to 1333 code for a protein of 432 amino acids. The transcript has a single exon. Gene Ontology annotation, cellular component: uniplex complex.
GACGCGAACGCGGCGACUGGGUGCUUCCGCAAAAAUGGCGGCGGCGGUGGGCGGUGCGCGGCUGGCGGCUUGGGGCGGAAGGCUGCGGCGCGGGCUGGCUGCCGGCCGGCGGGCCUGGCCAAGCUCCGGGCCCGUGGCGGCGGCAGUGGUCGGCGUGGCCCUGGCGGGAGCAGGAGCAACAUGGUACCACGGCCGCGUGAACAUGGCGGCGCCCCAGGGCGGCCUCACCGUGGUAGCCCAGAAAAGUGUGGACUCUGGAGAGAUGAAAGGGAAACCGUCUCCUCGUAAACAGCGCUUCAUGCAGUUUUCCUCACUGGAACACGGGGGAGAGUAUUACAUGACACCACGGGACUUCCUCUUCUCAGUAAUGUUUGACCAAAUCGAACGUAAAACUUUAGUCAAGAGGCUGACAAAUAAGGAUAUUGAGGACGUACUGGCAGGAAUCAAAGGAGCUGGUUGUGGAUCAACUUUUUUUAGAGACCUUGGCGAUAAAGGGCUGGUUUCAUAUACCGAAUAUCUUUUCUUACUUACAAUCCUCACUAAACCCCAUACUGGGUUUCAUGUUGCAUUUCAGAUGUUGGAUGCAGAUGGUGAUGAGAUGGUUGAGAAAAAGGAAUUUUUUAAACUGCAGAAGAUCAUAAGUAAACAGGUUGACUCGAAGACAAGAAUAACUAAUGAAACAGAAUGCCAGGAACCAACAGUGAAAGAACCUGAAAUUAACACAACUCUUCAGAUACGUUUCUUUGGAAAAAGAGGAGAAAGAAAACUUCACUAUAAAGAAUUUCGAAGAUUUAUGGAAAACUUGCAGACGGAGGUCCAAGAAAUGGAGUUCCUUCAGUUCUCUAAAGGUCUGAGUUUCAUGAGAAAAGAAGACUUCGCAGAAUGGCUCCUUUUAUUCACCAACACUGAAAAUAAAGACGUUUAUUGGAAAAAUGUGAGAGAGAAGCUGUCCGCAGGAGAGAGCAUUAGUUUGGAUGAGUUCAAGUCAUUUUGUCAUUUUGCGACCCACUUGGAAGACUUCGCUAUUGCCAUGCAGAUGUUCAGUUUAGCUCAUCGCCCUGUCAGACUAGCGGAGUUUAAGAGAGCUGUGAAGGUAGCAACGGGACAAGAACUCUCCGACAAUAUCUUGGACACCGUCUUCAAGAUCUUUGAUUUGGAUGGUGAUGAGUGUCUCAGUCAUGAAGAGUUUCUUGGGGUGUUAAAAAACAGGAUGCAUCGAGGUUUAUGGGUGCCGCAACAGCUCAGUAUACAAGAAUACUGGAAAUGUGUGAAAAAAGAAAGCAUUAAAGGAGUGAAAGAAGUCUGGAAACAAGCAGGAAGAGGUCCUUUAUAGAAAAACAUAAUGUGGGAAUUACGUUGCUCCAAGUGUCGGAACUGGGGAUUUCUUAAAGUACUAGAUGGUUAUCUUCUUAAGUCUUCAUUGAUUUCCUUUGUAAUAUAAAGAUGCCUUGUAUUUGCUUUCUGAUUCAAUAA